Molecule: messenger RNA, 2479 nt
Organism: Clupea harengus (Atlantic herring)
Lineage: Eukaryota; Metazoa; Chordata; Actinopteri; Clupeiformes; Clupeidae
Gene: mmp16b
Product: matrix metallopeptidase 16b (membrane-inserted)
Biological process (GO): collagen catabolic process; proteolysis; extracellular matrix organization
Cellular component (GO): extracellular matrix; plasma membrane
Molecular function (GO): metalloendopeptidase activity; zinc ion binding
Source: RefSeq, a predicted model, not a curated record
AUAUUUACUAUCAAAACAUUAUAUGCAUGGGACGUGUUUUGUGCUUGGCAGUCGUAUUUUUAUAAGAUUUAACAUGUUACCUUUACACUUAAAGUGUAUUCUGGCAUUAUGAACGGCGCUGCUCCCUAUGUAGGAGAGAUGUGGGGGGCGGGGGGAGUGAACUUCAAGCUUCAAGCUGCUGAGACAAUCAAAGCGCAGGCGCCAACCCGUGGGUAUCAUCGCAUACGCGCAUAAAUGUUGCUUGGUACAGAAAGGCAGGCUGGGCAACUGGGAAGGUGACUGUCAAGAGCAGCGGAAAUGCGUUGCCAAGAUAAUCGAGCCUGGCAAAAAAAAUCCGACAUGGAGUGUGGUUAACCAUCCAGCAGCGCCAGCACAGUUUCAUGGAUGCAUGUCUCCCCCCUGCCUCAACACUCCUCUCUGUAGGUCGCAGCAUCUUUCGGAUCCUAAUGGCUUUUCUCAUCUGACGCGCGAGGAUUUUUGGACAACACCUCGACAGAUUUUGUAUUUAUUCUAGCAUCGAACAUAAAACAUAAACAUGAUUUUAAAAUCAUUUCAUAAGCGGAAAAGACUGGAACAUACAUGCGCAGGAGUGCUAUGGUUGCAUACUUCGCUUUGGAUUUUAUGUGCCGUGUCCGGAGACGAGCAUCGCUUCAGCGUGGAGGCUUGGCUGCAGAAGUAUGGCUAUCUCCCGCACACAGAACCUGGAAUGGCUGUUUUGCGCUCAGCACAGACCAUGCAUUCAGCCAUUGCUGCCAUGCAACGCCUUUAUGGCCUUAAUAUCACAGGGACACUGAACAGAAACACCAUAAGCUGGAUGAGGAAACCCCGGUGCGGAGUCUCAGAUCCACUUAGCGACGUGUCCAGUUCCGGCUCCCGGCCCCGCAAACGGCGCUACGCCCUCACGGGCCAGAAGUGGCAGCGCACGCACAUCACAUACAGCUUAAAGAAUUUCACACCCAAGGUGGGAAACCAUGAGACCCACGCUGCCAUCCGCCGGGCGUUUGACGUGUGGCAGGGUGUGACGCCGCUGCGCUUUGAGGCUGUGCCGUACAGCGCGCUGGAGAGCGGCAAGCGUGAGGUGGACAUCACCAUCAUCUUCGCUUCAGGUUUCCAUGGCGACAGCUCCCCUUUUGAUGGUGAGGGGGGCUUCCUGGCGCACGCCUACUUCCCAGGCCCUGGCAUAGGCGGGGACACCCACUUUGACUCGGACGAGCCCUGGACCCUUGGCAACCCUAACCAUGAUGGCAAUGAUCUCUUCCUUGUGGCGGUGCACGAGCUGGGCCAUGCUCUUGGACUGGAACAUUCCAAUGACCCCACAGCCAUUAUGGCCCCCUUCUACCAGUACAUGGACACAGAGAGCUUCAAGCUACCGCAUGACGAUCUGCAAGGCAUUCAGAAGAUCUAUGGCCCUCCAGACAGGAGCCCCCAGCCCACCAGGCUGCUGACGACAGCUGCGCCCCCACGCCUGCAGCAGCCACCCUCCGACCCCCGCAAGCACGACCGCCAGAGCCGACCACACCGGCCUCCGCAGAAGACAAAGACCACUAACCAAAACUCCAAACCCAAUAUCUGCGACGGCGGAUUUAACACACUGGCCAUCCUGCGAAAGGAGUUGUUUGUAUUUAAGGACCAGUGGUUUUGGAGGGUGCGAGAUAAUUCUGUGGUGCCGGGGUAUCCGAUGCAAAUCAAUUACUUCUGGAGAGGGCUGCCUUCUAAGAUUGAUGCAGUCUAUGAGAACAGCGAAGGGAAAUUUGUGUUCUUCAAAGGGAACCGGUUCUGGGUGUUCAAAGACACGACCCUGCAGCCUACAUAUCCUAAGGAUAUUUCACUGUUUGGUACUGGGAUGCCCACUCAGAGCAUUGAGACGGCUGUCUGGUGGGAGGGUGCUGCAAAGACAUACUUCUUUAAAGGGGACAGAUACUGGAGGUAUAAUGAGGAUUUGAGGACCAUGGACCCUGGGUACCCCAAACCCAUUUCUGUUUGGAAGGGUAUCCCAGAAUCCCCGCAGGGGGCUUUCGUGGACAAAGCUAAUGCUUUAUCUGCAGGAUAUACAUAUUUCUAUAAGGGGAAGGAAUAUUGGAAGUUCAGCAAUGAGAGACUGCGGGUGGAGCCGGGAUAUCCACGCUCCAUCUUGCGGGACUUUAUGGGCUGCGACCACAUCCCCAUAGACCCGGACAAGGACGCGGACUGGGCUCAGCCGGAGGAGCACCAGUACGACCCGGAGGACGUGGACAUCAUCAUCAAGUUGGAGAGCACCGGUGGCACGGAGAAGGCCGUGGCCAUCGCCAUCCCCUGCAUCCUGGCCCUGUGCAUGAUGGUCCUGCUGUACACGGUGUUCCGCUUCAAGAGGAAGGACACCCAGCGCCACAUACUGUACUGCAAACGCUCCAUGCAGGAGUGGGUGUGAGCGAGCGGGAUGGCAGCGCUGGUGCACGCGCGCGUGGAGGAGCAGAGUGCCCCCUCCCCCACCCUCAAUCCC